CUUUACAUAGCCUAAUCUACUAAAAAAACGCCGAGGUGAAUUCUAUUUUGUUAAAUUUCCCGAGUUCCUGUUUGAAGAGAGAAUGGGUAGGUAGCUAAUCUAUUCGAAAUGCCUAUUACAAGUAUUUUGCUCAGUCAUUAUACAUUAUAUAAACAAAGACGCUUGGUGUGGAAAUUCAACAUUUUUUUUUACUAUUAGUGUAUUACGUUUUUAUAUUGUUCAAGUGACUAAUUUAUUCCAAGCACAUGGGCUGACUAAUAGGCUAUGUUCUAAGAUAGCGCGUCAUUUACUCCUCCCAUAGUUACGUAUGAUUUCCUUGUGUAAUUUUCAAAACUGAGACCGAGAAAUAAGGUUGUGUAACGUGCAGAAAUCCCUCUAAGCCAUCGUAGCCUACCCGCGUUGGUUUCGUGUAACAAAAUAGAAGACCUUAAUCAAAAUGUAAUGUCUUCUACAUUUUUAGACUAGACACGGCUACAGAAAUGCCACAUCGAGAGUAUGCGUCGAGCUUCGUUUUUUUUACCACGUUGACGCGGUUAUCUUAGGCUGCUAGAAAAGUGACGACGUGUUUGCGUCAGCCUGUGCAAUCUUCCUUGCCUCCAUAUGUCGAGCAGCCAAACGUAAAUGUAUAUCAAUAGCAUCUGCUGGUUAUAAACCACAUAAAAUGUUUACUUAUUGAUCAUAAACCAAAUAAAAGGGAAUUUUUAUAACAGAUAUAUUCUAAGAUGGUAAAAAUUUGAGGAGGCACAUCAAAACAUGCCGGUGCAGAAGAGACUGCUCUGUGCAUGAUUUCGGAGACCUGAGCUUCCCGCACCUGGACAAGGACGAGCCCUUCAUGCAGGUGCCGUUCCCCAGGACGGUCGGCCGCGCCAACAAGCUUCUGUCCAACGCGGUGGACGGUGCCGUCGGGGCUGGGCACACCUGCGUCAUGCUGGGAGGCGACCACAGUCUAGCCAUUGGCUCCGUGUCGGGCCACGCCCGGCAGUGUCCGGACUUGUGUCUGAUCUGGGUCGAUGCCCACGCGGACCUCAACACGCCAGAAACCUCACCGUCAGGAAACCUACACGGCCAGUCUGUUGCCUUCCUGCUUAAAGAACUGCAGGACAAGAUGCCCAGCAUCCCAGGGUUCUCCUGGAUGAAGCCCUUCCUGUCCUCUUCAGACCUGGUGUACAUCGGCCUGCGAGACGUGGACCCCGGAGAGCACUACUUUCUGAAGAACCUGGGGAUCCAGUACUUCACCAUGAGAGACAUAGACAGAAUGGGCAUUCAGAGGGUCAUGGAGGUCACCCUUGAUCACCUGUUGGCCAGGAAGCAGCGGCCGAUUCACCUGAGCUUCGACAUCGACGCCUUCGACCCCUCCCUGGCCCCGGCCACGGGGACCCCCGUGAACGGCGGUCUGACGUACAGGGAGGGCAUCUACAUCACAGAGGAAAUACACAACACCGGCCUGCUCUCGGCGAUGGACCUGGUGGAAGUGAACCCCGUUCUGGGCGCGAGCAGCGAGGCGGUCGAAGCCACGGCGGGCCUGGCGGUCGACGUGAUCGCCUCGUCGCUGGGCCAGUCGCGCGAGGGGGCCUUCCAGGGAACGCCCUCCCCCACGGAAGACACGGAGCAGCUGCGGCUUUAGGCCUGCAACCGACCCCCGACGCCCCCCCGCCCCCAACCCUAUACCCCUCUGCCCACCCGACUGGACACUGCCAAGAUUGAGGACUUCAGUGAGACGACCCAUCGCUGCAUUCCAGAAACCUUUCACCAAUAAAAACGCUUGUACGGGGCACCAGACAGACCUGUAGUCAAAACAACUUCCAGCUUCCGUCGACGAGGUUUUUCGGGAGGCCUUGACCAAGCCCCGACCUCGAACCACUCGUGUGUUUUCGAAACGAUGGCCCAGUAGAGACUGAGUAACGAGUUUACACGGGACGAGUCGAAGAACUGCAAAGAAAGAGGCAGAAACGUUAGAAUGUAAGAACGUGUUGCUAGGAACAUGAGCACCUGCCAGUUUUGGCAGCCGUGCGAGUUAGUUCUCUGUAGUAUAUGAAGGUAUUUGCACUUAGGACCAGCCAUGGUUUUUAUUUAAUGUCCAAAAAGUUGUUUUUUUUUGUAUAGUAAUAGUAAUGUCGAUGCGUUUUAAAAAAAUGUAUGUAUGUGUGUGAGUGUGUGUAUUCUGUGUGUGAAUUGCUAUUGGACGAUUACUCGCCUUUUAAUCAAAAACAGGCAACUGGAGUAUGAAAAAUUACUAUGUACCUGUGUACCAUUUUCCCCUGUGUCAUAACUGCUGUAUUUGUCUUUUCAAGUUCAGGGUAGUGCAAUGGAAAAAGUUAUCAACAGGCCAAGAGUUAUUUUUGUCCGAAUGUGUGUGUGUGCACGCGUGUCUGUGUACAAUAAAAUGACAUAAAGAAGUAA
Molecule: messenger RNA, 2400 nt
Organism: Anguilla rostrata (American eel)
Lineage: Eukaryota; Metazoa; Chordata; Actinopteri; Anguilliformes; Anguillidae
Gene: arg2
Product: arginase 2
Exons: 7
Coding region: 833-1624 (263 amino acids)
Cellular component (GO): cytoplasm; mitochondrion
Molecular function (GO): manganese ion binding; arginase activity
Source: RefSeq, a predicted model, not a curated record